AAGAGCAGCGGCUCUGCUCUGCUCGACCAGCAGCAUCACUCACACCUGACAAACUGAAGUGGCUACGCUCAGCUGUAUCUGAAGAAUCAACCUUUUUUUUCAUUUUUUAAAUGUAUGUUAAUUCUGUAGGGGAUCAGAGAAGAACAAGAAAUCAUCUGUAACUGAAGGUGUGGUACCAUGUUGGGAUUAAAUAAGGUGGCACUCCUGCUGUGUGUCCUGGCUUCAGUGGCUCUGGGCCAAGGCCCCGUGAGGAGCAGGAGUCAGUCAGACCGGAGCAGGAGAGUGGCCCUCAACUUGUUCACUGACACACAGACAACAGGCGUGACGGAGUGGACGUCUUGGUUCAACAUCGACCAUCCUGGAGGGAAUGGAGACUAUGAGCGCCUGGAGGCGAUCCGUUUCUAUUACAGGGAGAGGGUCUGUGCUCGGCCCACGGCCAUGGAGGCUCGCACUACAGACUGGGUGGCAGCGGCAGACACCGGAGAAGUGGUCCACUCCAGUCUGGAGAAGGGCUUCUGGUGCAUCAACAGGGAACAGCCCCAGGGCCGCAUCUGCUCCAACUACCACGUCCGCUUUCAGUGUCCCCCAGUGCAGAGCUACUGGACUGACUGGAGUGAGUGGGGCCCCUGUUCAACCACAGUUUGUGACGACGUGGGCAUUCAAGUCCGCCAGAGGAAAUGUGUGAACACCCAGCCCAUGCCUCUCCUGUUGGUGCCAGCAUGCCAGGGUCACCACUCAGAAAGGAGGGAGUGCUCCAAUCCUCCAUGUACAGCCAAGUGGGGUCCAUGGGGUCGGUGGGGAACUUGUUCAGUGACCUGUGGUGGAGGCCGCAGGAUUAGGAGGAGGACUUGUGUGAGGAGCUCAGUGACAGUUCAGUGUAACGGACGGCCUGUUGAAGUACAGAAGUGUGGAAAGAGUCCAUGCCCAGCCAAAUGUCAGCUCGUGUGCACAGAGGGCCGUCCCAAUGAGGAGUGCAACCAGUGUACGUGUGACGACCACGUGUUGCACGGAGAAGUCCACAGUGUGACUGGUGUCCCUGUGGCAGGAGCCUGGGUGGCGCUGGCCAGCCACCCCAAGGUGAUCCGUGCCCGUACAGAUGCCAAAGGUCAGUUCAGGCUCACAGGCAUCUGCUCCUCCAGCCCGACCUUGAUCUCCAUCAGGAAGGAGAAGUUUGCCCCCAUCACUGUCUCCUCCUCCAGCAACACCACAGGGUUGUCCUGGGUACGGGCUGUCCUUAAAUCAGCCGAGAAGCCGUACAUUGUGAAGCACCCUGAGGACAAAGUGCGUUUUGAGGGAGGACGAGUGAUGUUGUGCUGCAAGGCAACGGGAUCACCAACACCUGACAAAUACUACUGGUACCACAAUGGGACCCUGCUGGACAGGAGAGUGUACAAGUAUGAAGAGGACCUUGUACUGUGGGAUCUAAAGCCGGAGCAGACAGGGGAGUACUACUGCAAAACUAGCAGCCCUGCAGGCAGCAUCAAGUCCUCUCCAGCCCUUCUCACUGUGAUUGCAAAAGGAAAGCCAGCAUGCAACCCCACCCCUGAGACGCACCUCAUCAGACUGCCGAUAGACUGUGUUCAACCAGGGACUGACUCAAUGCACUACAACGCUGGCCGUUGUCCUCACAACAAAUGUGCUGGCUCACUAGACUUUGAUAUGCGCUGCAGAGAUGGAGCUGGGUUCUGCUGUGGGGUCAAAACUAUGGAAAGUCGGAUCAUUGACUGCGGGAGCUAUAGCCUCCCUAUCAAGGCUGUGUCAGAAUGCAGUUGUCAGAAGUGUGUGCAGCCCACUGUGCUGGUUCGUGGCAGAGUGGUCACAGCUGACAAUGGUGAGCCUCUGCGUUUUGGGCACAUGUACAUUGGUAAAGAGAGGGUGGGCACCACUGGAUACCAAGGAGGUUUCACAUUGCAAAUUACUCCUGAUACUCAGAGAUUAGUGGUAAAUUUUGUUGACCCCACUGAGAAGUUUCUUGACACUCCUAAGGUGUUCAUCCUUGAUAAGAAAGGUGGGUCCAUCUACCACGAUGUGAAGGUAAUGAGGAAGCAGACACCCAUUGAUAUCAAUGCUGGAGAGACCAACUCUAUUAACCUAGGGGAAAUUGAAGGGGAAGACCCCAUUGGUCAGUUGGUUAUUCCACCCAACUCCUUCCACAAGGACAAUGGAGAAGUCUAUGAGGGCACUGUGAAAGCAAGCGUCACAUUCAUUGACCCAAGAAAUAUCACCACUGCAGCUGCGGCCCCUGGGGAUCUCAACUUUGUUGAUGAUGAGGGUGACAUGCUCCCUUUGAGGACCUAUGGCAUGUUCUCUGUAGACUUCAGAGAUGAGACCAACAAGGAGAUGCUCGGAGCUGGAGCUGUUCAACUCCUCCUCGACACGCAGCACGUCAAAAUGCAAGAGCACAUUCCCAAAAUGAAACUGUGGUCUUUAAAUCCAGACACAGGAGUCUGGGAAGAGGAGAGUGGCUUCUCCUACACCACAACAACUACUGGUGGUCAUGGGCGAAGCAAACGAGAGGAGCGCACAUUCCUCAUAGGCAACAUGGAGAUCAGAGAACGAAGGCUCUUCAAUUUAGACGUGCCUGAAAACAGACGCUGCUACGUCAAAGUCCGUGCCUACAUGAGUGACAAAUUCCUACCUAGUGAACAGCUGGAGGGUGUUGUGAUCAGCUUGAUAAACCUAGAACCCAAACCUGGUUAUUCUUCUAAUCCGAGGGCAUGGGGGCGUUUUGACAGCGUCAUCACUGGACCCAACGGAGCCUGUUUACCAGCUUUCUGUGAUGCCCAAAGGGCCGAUGCUUACACAGCUUAUGUCACAGCAAUGAUGGGUGGGGAAGAACUGGAGGCAGCUCCCUCUUCCCCUAAGAUGAAUCCAAAUAUCAUUGGAGUAUCUCAGCCAUAUCUGGAUAAAAUAGACUACCAGCGCUCAGAUCACGAAGAUCCAGCUUUGAAGAAAACAGCCUUCAGAAUCAACUUGGCAAAGCCUAACCAAAAUAAUCUUGAUGAAACCAAUGGGCCAAUAUAUCCCUAUCAGAAUUUGAUAGGUUGUGAGAACGCCCCUUUUGAUGCAAAUCAUUUCAGAUUCUUCAGAGUGGAAAAGGACAAGUAUGAAUACAAUGUUGUUCCCUUUGAGGAGAAUGAUUUGACAACCUGGACAGGAGAUUACCUUUCCUGGUGGCCUAAUCCCCAGGAGUUUAGAGCAUGCUUCAUUAAGGUCAAGAUCCAUGGACAGAAGGAAGUGAUGGUCAGGUCGAGGAAUCUUGGAGGAACACACCGGGAAACUAAAGGCAAACUUUAUGGCAUAAGAGACAUUCGCAGCACCCGGGACAUGCGAGAGGCCAACACUUCAGCAGCCUGUGUAGAGUUCAAAUGUAGUGGCAUGUUGUUUGAUCAAGCUGAGGUUGACAGAUCCAUCAUAUCAGUCCUUCCACAGGGGAACUGUCGCCGGACUGGCACCAACAGCCUCCUGCAAGAGUAUCUCAUCAAACAUCCACCAGUCGCUCACAACAAUGAUUCCCAUGGAUUCACCAUGCUAGCCCCUGUUGAUCCUUUGGGACACAACUAUGGCAUCUACACAGUCACAGACCAGAACCCCAGGGUGGCCAAGGAGAUCGCUAUAGGCCGCUGCUUUGACGGCACCUCAGAUGGUUUCUCCAGGGAGAUGAAGUCAGACUCUGGGGUGGCGUUGACCUUCAGUUGUCCAGAGAGGAAAAUUAGCAGAGAAAGCCUUUUCCAACGUCUGCAGACCAACCCGGGUCAGACUUUGUCUCAGAUGGCAAGGGACAUGAGGGAGUCGGAGGGUCUGCAGGUGCAAAGAUUACCCUCUCAGAUUGUGGCUUAUCCUUCAGAGCAGCGGGGCAGGACCCAGAGUCGCAGAGUCACCUCUACAACCAGGAGGAGAUUGUCCAUGCGCACACAGCAACGCCAAUAGAUGCUUCAAGGUAGGUCUUUUGUCAAGACUGAUAUGAUGUCACCAAGAUGAGAAAGUUAAAGUCGGCCAUCUGCUGAUGGGUAUGAACUCCCUCCUGAAUAUGGAAACCACGAAACUGAGGCAGACAGCAAUUCAGCAAAAUCAAAGAGACUUAUAGAAGAUAAUCAUUAGACUUUUACUUACUUGAAGGCUUUGGUAUGUCAAUUAUUAAUUCCUUUCCCUCCUAAAAGACAUGAAUCAUUUGAUUAUAUGUAACGCAGUGACUGGCAUUUGCUUUAUUAGUUUUGGUCUACUUUUAUGUAUGAAAAGACUAAAUUGAUGUUUGAGAACGUAACUUUUAUAGUUCCAAUUUGUGGCAUUCCACUUUCCCCAUGGUGGGUAUUUUUCUUUUGCUGACAUCUCUCAACGCUUGAGUUGAAACCAAACCUCCAGAAACCGUAAAUACUACGCCAGGCCCCAAACACUUCAUAAUUGGCCAUUGCUUUCCACCGAACUUCUCCUCACGAUCAGAAAGAAACCAGCUUGAGGUCCUUGUCGUCUGCAGCAGACACUGAGCCCUUUUUCUACAAACUGGGAAACUCUCUCCACCAAGAGGAGGCUCGCACAAAAGAGACGCAUGCAGCGGGGUGAGGCAUGCCACCCAGGGAACAGAGGAUGUUUUCAGUCAUGCUUCUUAAUGUUUUUCAUUUGCAUGCCACAUUGCCAACUGUGACUCAGCCAAACGUCCUUUCACACCUACUUAGAAUGUGCAAGACCAAGGCCUCUGCCAAGACAAGCAUGGAUCCCACUAGUGGCAGGUGGUCUGAAAUGUGGAUAGUUGAUUGAGAGGUAUGACAUAAUUUCCUUUUGUCCUCUGAACAUUCCAAAUUAGUACCACCAAAGAAAAUGUUACUCAAAUAUAUAUUUCCAAAUAUCUCACUUUCACAGACACCAUUACAGAGACUCUUUCAGGGUCUAAACUGACUUUUUUUUUUUCAUUGUUGUUUUUGGGUAAUGUGCUUAAGAGCUGCCGUUGUAUCUUGAAGUGCAAUAACUAUAUAAUUUAACUUAAGAAUGAUCAGCAUGUAAUAAACUACUACAGUACGUAAAAAGUGCUGCUGGUGACUAAAGCAACAACUCCUUCAGUACGUGUGGCAGAUAGUGCGGUUGAGGUGUACGAGAUCUUGCACAGGACUCAUUUGAAGCAAAUAAUUUAACUGCUAUGUAAUCGCUCUUCAACUCUCUGAGCUGCGUAGAAUCUAUUAACCUUUUCAUACUUUGCUGCAUGACUCAGUUCAUUUUACAAUUUGUACACCACAGUAAUCUUUUCAAUUUCAGAGAGCAAUCUUGUAAGAGGGAGUUAAAACUCUCAGCGGAGCCUUCUCUUCAUUAACAAAACCCACUGUAUGAUUCUUACACGAGUCUGAUAAUUAAAAAGUAACACACUUGUGAAUUUACUGGCCAUGUUUUUAUAAAUCUUGUCUUUGUGACAAUAUAAGUACCUUUAAAGUUCACAUCUUGAUACUGCAGAUACUGAGACAGAAUAUUAGACUUAGAAAACAUAUAUUAGGUUAUUUUAAUCGAGGCUGGUGAUGGGGAGAAACCUCCCUCUGCGAUAAAGGCACCAAACUUGUUUAUCUGCAAAACGGGCACUUGCAGACCCAUGGGAAAAGCUCUCCAAGCUGAACUAAUCCAAAACCAUAUCAGGGGGGACCGUGGUCCGUGGAGAAACCAGGAGAGCAUGACAAGUAAAUAUAAGCCUGCUGUUAAUUAGAAAAAUAAAUUACAGAAUCUCCUGGGAACUAUUUAAACAGUUUGCCCGACUUUCACAAACAGCCAACAGUUAAUUUCCACCUACACAGGAUGAAGUUAAGUAAUCAACACUAUACAGAGCCCAAGAGGAUUAUGGUCACAUAUUUACAAUUAAAAUGGCAACCAGCCCACUGUACAGGUAACUUCAUUUAAGCUUAAUGACAUUUUUAAUUCUAAUGUACAACAGAUUUAUUGUUUAAUGUGUGCUAAAAGGUGCUAAUGUAAAGUUGUAUGUAUAAAUGCAAACUAUAUAUUGUAACCUUACACUUGUGCUUAGCCCCACAUUGAAAAACAAUCUCUCCCCAUUAUGUAUAUGAGCAGCACACUCCAGAAAAACACUCAAAGACAGAGCAGUAUCGGGCAACAACACGUGGUACCUUUGCCUUUAUCACUGACCUCUCUAAUCACAGGCCUGUGGGCCGUCCGCAACUCCACUGUUCAGAUCUCCAGAUGAAAACAAACAUCUCCCUGCAGCAGAUGUAGCAUCCACCCUGUGAAAAAAAGAGAUGAUGAUUGAAUCCAGGUGUGGGAAGAGAUAAGUCCUGUAAAAAUGCAAUGGUUGUGUGAGGUCAGCUGAGGAGGCCCAACAGCUGUAGAGCAACUGGAGGAAAUGUUAGACCAAAGACAUCAAGAGAAAUAAGAGCGAGAUUAUCUCAUGAUGGAUUUAAUCAUUUUUGGGGAACUGUUUGGUGAAGGGAAAAAGGGAAGGGAAAAUAUUAGUGGUCUUUGGCCCCACAGUCCAUCACUUACAGAAUCUCAGGCUCCGAAAGUGGUUGCACAUGGAAGAAUGCGGGUUUUUUGAGGAGAAUGCUUUGACAGAAGAAUUGGCUUAUUCAUGAGCAGAAGUUAUCAGGGGAGUUUGAAAGACAAGGUAACAAUAAUAGUAAACCAUUAUGUAAGGCUUUGCACGGGAAAGUAAGCCAGACUCUCCAAACAGUUAUUUUGUCUUGUGGGUAACUUCAAAGCAGAUUAAAGAAGCUUUGCAAUGUUUGGUUUAAUGACUUAAGAAAAAGUUUCCAAAGUAUUUAGAAUCAAAUAAAGUGAGUUUAAGCUUGAAUCCAACAGAUAAAACACACUGCAUGGAAAGGAAAUCGCAGUAGAAGUAGCAACCGCUCCAUUUUAUAGGAAUUAAAUGUUAAUAUCAUGUAUAUGGGUUAAAGGGUUACUUUUGUUUUACACCUUGAGGAAAAUCAGCUUUGUCUUUCUUAAAGAGAGUUCACUAGCAAUAUCCCUCUCAUUUCUGUUCAUAAAGACUGGAAACAGGGGAGCGGCUAGCCAUGCUAGCUGUAGCAUGGCAAGGCCAUGACUUGUCUUUUUUAAACUUCAGUGUUUACACAGAUAAAACAAACAAGAUUCAGUGUACUCAUUAAAGGCGCUGGUUUGUAAAUUUUCUUAUAUUCGGACAAAGCCUAGCUAGCUCAGUAGCUGUUCCUAUGCUAAGCUAAGCUAACCAGCUGCUGCCUGGGGCUUUAUAUUUACCGUAAAGACGUAAGAGUGGUAUCAAUCUUAUCGUCUAACUCUUGAAAAGAAAGUAAACAAGUUGAUGUACCAAAGCGAUAAACAAUUCCUUUAAUGAAUACAAUAUACUUACCAGUACUGAAAUCUUGCAUGCUUUACAAUAGAGCACUGCUGGGAUGAUGAAGUUAGCGUUGCCCUUGUUAUCUCGUCAAAAAGCAAAUAGGAUUUUUCCAUUGGAGUUUAGAUUAUCGCAAAAAUUAAGUUCUGUGGCAAACAUACGUUUAUGAUUCUUACAUGUUUUGUUUAGCAAGAUAAUCUUCACAAAUUAACACCACUUUCAUAAUCUAUGGAGCGUAAAUGCAAUCGCCAAAAGUAAAAAGCUAACGUUAGGUUAUAAAUGACCUAGAAUAUAGCUGCAUGACUUCAAGGUCACCACCACCAUGAGGCUGGAAAGUCGUGUUUGGCUUGAUGGCGUUUUGUGGUCUCAUUUAGCCCCUUGCUAGCAACCAUCUUUUUUAAGACAUGUAAAGGCAUAUACAUUUACAAGUGGGGUAUUUACUGGCAUAUUUUAGGCUGUUGAACAAAACAUUAAAGUCUCUUAAGCUUGUGUGAACAACAGACCUUUUUUCAGGCAUCUAACCGAAAAAGAGACAAAGAAACCAGGAGUGCUAAAAUGCCAACUCAUUUCCAGGUUUUAGACUCAUUCCUACUGCACUCUAUUGGACUUUUUACCCCUUUAGACUUGCUAAACUUGGGUUGUGUUUGUGAACAUUAAAAUUUAAGAAAAAGUCUGCAAAGUAUUUCACCAUAUGUCACCUCUCUGUCACAGAAUCUCAGUGGGUACAUGCAACGCUCACCAGCCCUAUUUAAUUUUAGGGCAGAAAAGACUCUCAAUCCACCAGAAACCACCGACAAUUCAUCAAGCAUGAACAGAUUAAUCCAUUUCUCCUCUGUACAGUCCAGAUGGUCUCAAGGAGAUCAUAAUUUAUUCAGAAGGUCAUCCUUGAGACCUUUCCACCACUUUCUGGAGUUUGCGAAGAGAGUUGUAUAUUUGCCACUGUGCUCCAGGAAGCCUCCCCGAGCUCCAGUAAAAGAAUUACAUCAACGAUCUCCUGAUAAUACUCUGUAAGCGCUUAACUAUUGCAUGAUGAUGCCGAGCCCGUUUCUCUCUGAGUUUUUAUGUGUAAAUUGUGUAUUGUAUGAAAUCUACUAUUAUUGUACGAACAAGAAACUGUAAAUAAAUAAUUUUGUGUAAACUUUUGAUUUA
Epinephelus lanceolatus (giant grouper) is the source of this 8446-nucleotide messenger RNA. It is a transcript of the gene cilp2, whose product is annotated as cartilage intermediate layer protein 2. The record is from RefSeq and is a predicted model, not a curated record. Lineage: Eukaryota; Metazoa; Chordata; Actinopteri; Perciformes; Serranidae.